GGAAAUUCGAAGCAUAAAAUAACACGGCGACACAGACUUGAUUGAUGCGGAUGCUCGGAGUAUUCUUGGGAGUGUCAUAGCAGUUGUCAUAGCAGUCUGCUCUCUCCCGACUUGUUCUUCGCAGAAAUACCUGUUGUGGAUGGAGCAAAUCUCUUUUCAGGAACUAGUAGGUAUUUUAUUAUUUAUUUAUCCAAAUCCUCUGCCUCACUUUUUUUUAUUCCUUGAAUAUUGUUGGCGAUUGACAUCAUCAAAACAAAAAGAAAAUACCUGAGUCUGCCAAACACAGCCAGGGCUUAGGUUUUGGCUAUUCGCGGGAGAUUUUUGAACCCCUCAUAUAUACAGAGGCCUCCCUACUACUACACACCGAACCAUGCCUCCACCCUCCCACCUGUUCCUUCAAGGCAGCUUGAAACGACUCCCAACCCCCUUCUCAACAUUCCAAUCUCUCACUCCACGAACAGCCGGCAAACAAUCUCUGUCCUUGCCGAUUAAGAAACCGCCGCAUGUCCGACCCUUCCACAUAUCUGCGACCCCUCUACGACCUCGAUUAAAUGCCAGCAACAUCCUCAACAAUGUCAUAAGAUCAAGAAUCCAAUCCCGCUCCCCGCGCCGGUCGAAUUCCAGCAACUCAUCCUCUUCUUCCUCUUCCUCUUCCUCCUCGCCGAAACUCAGCUUCUCCCAGCGCAUGAAGAAGCUCUCCCGGGAAUACGGCUGGGCCGCGCUAGGCGUCUACCUGACCCUUUCUGCCCUUGAUUUCCCAUUUUGCUUCAUCGCCGUGCGGCUACUAGGUGUCGAACGGAUUGGACACUACGAACAUGUGCUUGUGGAAGGGUUUAAGAGUAUUUUUGGCUCAGUUCUGCCGUCCAUGGGGAAACAGGAAAUAGCCGGGGUUCCCGCGGAUGAUAAAGUAGGAAGUGCAGGAGGCGAUGUCGCGAUUGCGGGUGCUGACAUCAGCAGCGGAGCUGAGGAUGCCGAAUCGUAUGAUCAUGGGGUUUUGGAGGCUGACGCGCGGAAUACGGGACCUGAGGCUAGUUUAUGGACGCAACUCGCCCUAGCUUAUGCCAUCCACAAGAGUUUCAUUUUCAUCCGAGUCCCACUGACGGCAGCGGUGACGCCCAAAGUUGUCAAGGUGCUACGACGAUGGGGUUGGGAUAUCGGGAAGAAGAAGCCUAAAAGUACCUGAAAUUUAUAUGAUGCAAACGGAAGGACUUUUAGGAAACCCCCCACUCCCGCUUUCUCCUCUCCUUGCGCGCAAAAGAGAGCGUUCCUUAAUUUUCACCCCCUGCGGAGCAUUCUUAGACACAUACCCAGACACAUACAAUCAGCCCAUCCCCCCAUCCACCCCAGACAUACGCCGCCGCAAAUCACCAUCUCAUGUCCGUGGAAACAAAUCUACCUACUCGUUUUGUAUACUAUAAGCCCACGUACGGCACUCACCCUUUGACACCCCCCGAUUCCAACAUCUCUAUGUUUCCGAGGCCCGGUUCCGGUUCCCCUUUUUUUCGAUUGAUAUAAUCUCUCAUCAUCACAAAUCUUGUCACACACAUCUAGACACCCCGCUUGGGUCUUAACAUAUAAACUCCUCUUGUAUACUACUACGACUACUACAUAGAUCACAUUAUUUUAUUCUACGAUGGGCAGAGGAGUCCGAAUCUGUGUUUAAAAUUUUACAAAUCAUGGGAGUAUAGAUAUGUACACUCAUAUCUCAAACAUGCAUAAAUAUGUGGGCUUGUAGCAAUGGAUGACUGACUAUGUGGAUGAGAGCGCAAUAAAGGACGUAGGAAGGAAGGCGAGAAUAAACAGUCGAUGAAUUUAUUACUCCACAUUCUACCCAUGAGUAAAUAGUUAAGUUCGGAUAACGACCAAAUAUUGGGAGUGGUAUAUAUAUAUACCCUCUAUAUAAAAUAAAAAAAGGGAGGGCUGAAAAGAUCUUGGACGGUUAGGGGAUAUCCGAUCCAAGUUAAAUCCACAUCACAUCACAUCACGUCACAUAUCAAUCGUAUCAUUAAAUCGCAAAACACCAUUACCUCUCACAACCCCAUUCACGCCCUCGGGCAUUUUAUACGCCCAUUCCGCGGACACUCCAACUCCAACUCCAACCCCAAUGCCAACGCCAGCACCAGCACGACCUUGUUGUUGUUCAUGAUUACGAUCAUGACUGGCUAGUUUACCGCUACCGAGACCGAAACGGGUCUUGUCCAAGAUCUCGUCAGAUGUAUCGGCGACAAGGACGAGGCCGAGUUCCUUGAUCGACUCGACGAGGGACGGCAUGACGUUCUACGUGAAACGGUUAGAAUAGGAAAAGUGUGCCAAAGACCAAUAAGGCAAAAAGAAAGAGUAUAGAAAAAUAACAUAUAAUAGAGUACAAAAAAAAUAAAUUAAAAGGUGAAAGAAAGAAAGCUCGGGAACGUGGGGACGUUACUAGCAAACUCGAACGACACAUCAAGCCCAUGAAGUUAUUGCUCUGGGCUAUCCGCGCGGAUUCCUUAAUGGACAUUGACGAGCGCCCACUACUCCGGAUAACGGGUAGCGAGCUGACAUCCUGUGUCAGGUCGCGGAUCUGGCCUAGGUCGUUGCAAAGGAGAACAGGGUCUAGAGACAUGGGGGUUAAUUUUUGAAUUAUUCACAUGUCAGUGGCAAACUGAUGGUGGACAACUUACAGUUUGGUUGUUUCCAAUUCAGCGCAAUGCAAAUAUUAGGAUUAUACGAGGUGAAUACGACCGAGCGCAUAAAAUCCGGGUUCGUUUCCUUCGACACUCUGGCAUGGGUAAAGACAUCUGUGAGAAUCGCAUCGGCGACGGUGUUGAUAUCCGCCAGUGGGCCAAGGCCAAGUUUCGCCUCUUCGGCUGGUGAGGGGUAUAGGAUGCAUAGAUCUACGUGGAUGUUUGUGGGGAGGUGUUCGAGGACCUCCUUUAGGGAGAGGAAGGACGUUGCUAAUAAUCUAUGCGCUUGCGCCAUGUCAUCCACCGUCAUAUCUUCUAGGGAUUUAAGCAAGGCGGCGUCCUCGGAUCUGGUUUGGGCCAGAUAUUCGGCGUGGAUAGCGCGGAAUUGUUCGAAGGAUAGGCGGCAGAUGGGGAUGUCGAUCCCAUGAUGGUUAACGGUGAACUCUGGGUAGAGGACGGGAACGCCGUCCUUGGUCAACUGGACAAAAACCUGGACGUAGUCGCCUGAUAAACUCGAGCCAGUCACCAGUCCAUUGUGAUCCGAAUCAAGGGUGCUUGUCGCCUUCCAGUAAGUAGCAAAAUGUGUAAUCUCCAGCGGAUCACCGUGGUAGGGCUUGAUAGCUUGGAACUUGAAGCGUAUCUCACCGAUUGCUCGUAACCUGGGAUCGAAAAGAGGUAAGGUACAUAUCCCCUCUGAUAACCUGCCACCUAUAAAUACAUCCGGUAAAGCAACAGUUUUGGCGAUGACCUUGGAUCCAAAAGUAGGGAAAAUUUCAAACUCUAGAGCAAAGGUGUCCAGACGGUCGAUCUGGAAUGAUACAAGUCGAGCGUCAUCCUGAAUGGGUAACAUCACGUUUCGGGGUAUAAGAUCUGAGGUUUUGGAGGAAAUCGUCAAUCGUGCAGCAGCAUAACGGCCGGCCUGGUAAAACACAAUUGGUUCUGAGGACAGCGUUUGUUCAAAGUAUAUUUGAAUGAAUGUUUUUGUGUCAAGGAAAUUAUGGCCGUAUCUUCGUAAUGGAAUAAUCGGGGGUGGUAGAGAUAGAAGAGGAAUGCCGUCACCACCGUCGCCUGCUUUAAGUCCUCCUGAUUUUUCAGCGAGGAGAGGGGAAGUCAUCGACCCCGAAUCUCGAAAUCUAGGGCCAUUGAGUAUAUCCAGCGGUGUCCGUGGUGGUUUUGAACCUGCCCGUCUUGACCAGAGCAAUAUCAUGCACUCUAGGUGACCUUCCCAUGCAGCAUAGUACAUAGCGGAUAAUCCCUUUUCAUCCAAAACAUCGGGAUUUACACCGCACUCCAAUAAAGUUCUCAAACAACCAACGCACCCCUCACUUGCCGCGUGGAAAAUCGGGGUCCAUUGGUAGAGUUUGUCCUUUUGGUCGAGAUCAGCUCCAUGGCUCUUUAGCACAAGGAGCACUUCUGGAGCUCGACAUGACCUCGCGACGAGAUGCUGCGGAUAUAAACCCUCUGCGUCAGGGAGUAACUCAGCGUUCCUCUCCAAGAGAAGGUUUAUGAUUGGUAGCGAUGCGUGCUGGCAGGCCAGGUUCAGCGGGAUAUGGUCGGACUCGGAUGCCGGGUUUAUGCGAGCGUUAUGGGCAAGGAGCUGUUCCACACAGGGAAGCUGAUCCCGGAUGAUGCUGUGGAUUAGUGGGGUGAAAUUAUCGUGAUCCAUCGCGUCAAUAGUACAAAUGCCUGCAUCGAGGAGGGGUUUCACCAUCUCCACUCUACCAUGCAUACAGGCAUAGUGAAGAGGUAUCCUCCCGUAGACAUCUGACCGUGCAACGUCAACCCCACGCUCCAGUCCGGCCAUGAGAACAAAUAGGCGCCCUGAUAUCGCCGCCUCGUGGAGACAGUUGCGCUCGUUGAUAUCAUCUUCCGCAUUCACGUCCACCAAACCCGUGCCAAGAAGAAGGGCAAGGACCUCAUCGGGAUACUCAUUAAUUGCAGCCAGGAACAUACGUGUGAGUCGAUCCGCGCCAUCCGGCGACGACUGCAACUUCGCAACCCAUUCCCGCAACGUUUGAAAAUUACCUGCAGCGGUGGUUUGUAAGAUCUGUAAGUCGGAAUCAUCCUCUUCGGCAACAAUGCGAUCAGCCAGGCGUGAGGCAUCGAACUGAAUAUUUUCGCCUUCCGCCCAAGCCUCAAGCUCUAACCUUGCGGUCGUCGCUCGGUCAGAGAGAUCUCGCAGAACCUCUCGAUUAAAGCACGGCUGUACUUCAACGGCGCGAUGAAGAUAAAGUUCUUUUGUACGUGACUAGGUGGAUCCUAUUGUUAGCUAGACUUAUCCCCCAUUGCAGUUCUCCCUUAAUAUUAGCGAUGGUAAUCGGACCUUUGAUGUUUUAUCCCACUAAAUAUGAACAAGUGUCAGCAAUCCUCCUCUUCUUAUAUUCCAAGUUCCUUUUUCCCCCGGUCUAUCCGGGGGGGAUCUCGAUCAAGCGCAAUGAGGGGAUAUAGCGACAAACCUUUUUCAGAAUUUUGGAGACGGCGGUUUCGUUGACCUCGACGAAUUGCUGUUAUGUCGUCGCAAAAGUUUAGAAACUUGACUCUCCCAUUGAGAUCUGUAUCGAUCUACGCCACAGCAUAGUCAACUCACCUGAAGUUUGUUCAAGUCCCCGUCAAACUGUUGAAAACCUUCGAACAGGGUGACGAAAUUCGCUGGGGCCUUUGAAUUAGUAACCCAUUUUUUCGACUGUAUUAGCCUCUUCUUAUCGAGAAGCGUCUUGAGGCGCAGCGUGAACUGUUAUAAUGGACGUUGUAUUAGCUUUUUUAAAGCUCAUUUUAGGAACCUAGCCGAAACUGGGUUUCUUCUAUAUUCUCAAGGAAGCGUAUCUCGAAAAUUGUUCAUCGCAGCGAUUAAAACUGGGAUGGAAAUGGAAGGGUAGCGACCAACCUCUGCCUCCUUUUGAAGAUAAAAAACAUUCACUUUUUCUAUCUCCCGUUCCUUUUUGGAGACAAAACAAAGAAACACACGAAGUUAGCAAAAUGCUCAUCAUGUAAUGCAGAACGGGACCGCUUGAGGGGAUAGUAUGAGGCAAAAAGUCAGUCAACGUACGACACCGAAAAGAAGAAAGACAUCCUUAUUCCGCACGAAGCGGCAGCUUGGGGGAUCGAGAAGCUCCGGGGCCGG
This is a messenger RNA of Blastomyces dermatitidis ER-3, 5784 nucleotides long. RefSeq names its product peptide alpha-N-acetyltransferase Nat2. Gene Ontology annotation, cellular component: mitochondrion. The record is from RefSeq and is a predicted model, not a curated record. The transcript has 2 exons. The coding region runs from base 371 to 1183 and encodes 270 amino acids. Lineage: Eukaryota; Fungi; Ascomycota; Eurotiomycetes; Onygenales; Ajellomycetaceae.